GCGCACGGACGCGCACACCCUCCCGGAGCCGCUGAGGGCACCUACGCGGGGCUCGCCGCCUCUCCCCGACCCGCUGCCCGAGCAGCGGCGAACGCACAAAGGAGAGGAGGAGGAGGAGGAGGAGGAGGAAGAAGAGGAAGAGGAGGCGGCGGCGCGCACGGUGCUUGGAGCCCGGCCGGAGGCACUGCCCGGAGAUGUCGGGGGUGCUGGUAAUCGCUGCCUGGUGCUUCCUGCAAGUGGAGAGCCGGCAUCCUGAAAUCAUCACGAGUAAUAGCAAUCAUGGCAAUUUCCUGGACAACGACAAAUGGCUGAGCACCGUUUCACAGUAUGAUAAAGACAAGUACUGGAACAAAUUCAGGGAUGAAGUUGAGGAUGAUUAUUUCAGAAACUGGAAUCCAAACAAGCCUUUUGAUCAAGCCCUUGAUCCAUCCAAAGAUCCAUGUUUGAAGGUGAAGUGCAGCCCACAUAAAGUGUGUGUCACUCAUGACUAUGAAACUGCUAUUUGUGUAAGCCGCAAGCAGCUGGUACACAGCCUUCGACAAAAGAAAGGAAACUUGGCCCAGAAGCACUGGACUGGACCAGCUAACAUAGUAAAAUGCAAGCCUUGCCCUGUGGCGCAUGCCAACGCUGUCUGCGGAUCUGAUGGACAUACGUAUACUACCAAAUGCAAAUUGGAGUUUCAUGCAUGUACUUCUGGCAAAACCAUCACAGUUCGAUGUGAAGGGCCCUGCCCCUGCCUUCCAGAACCUGAAAGUUCAAAACACAAGACGGAGAAGACUGUGUGCACAGACAAAGAACUGAGGAAUCUCGCUUCGCGACUAAAAGACUGGUUUGGUGCUCUUCACGAGGAUGCCAAUCGGGUCAUCAAACCAACAAGCUCGGAGAUGGCACAAGGCAGAUUUGACACCAGCAUACUACCAAUCUGUAAGGAUUCCUUAGGCUGGAUGUUCAACAAACUUGACAUGAACUAUGACCUGCUGCUGGAUCCCUCAGAGAUCAGUGCCAUUUAUCUGGAUAAGUAUGAGCCAUGCGUCAAGCCUCUCUUCAACUCUUGUGAUUCCUUCAAAGACGGAAAGCUUUCGAACAAUGAGUGGUGCUACUGCUUCCAGAAGCCAGGCGGUCUUCCCUGCCAGAAUGAAAUGAAUAGAAUUCAAAAGCUAAGUAGAGGGAAGAGUCUGUUGGGUGCUUUCAUCCCUCGGUGCAAUGAAGAAGGUUAUUACAAAGCCACUCAGUGUCAUGGCAGCACAGGGCAGUGCUGGUGUGUUGAUAAGUACGGGAAUGAGAUAGCUGGCUCAAGAAAGCAAGGGACAGUAAGUUGUGAAGAAGAGCAAGAAACCUCAGGGGAUUUUGGCAGUGGUGGAUCUGUUGUAUUGUUGGAUGAUUUGGAAGAGGAACCUGAAGCAGCAAAAAAAGAUAAAGACGGGAAACUGAAGAUUCAUGUAAGAGCAGCUAAUGAAGAUGAUGAAGAUGAAGAUGAUGAUAAGGAUGAUGAAAUUGGUUAUAUAUGGUAGUGCCCAUCGUAAUGAGGACUCACAUUUUGCACAAUAUUUCAAGUCACAUCAUAUCUCUGCAAUUGUAUCUGAGAGUACCUGGCACAAAUAUUCCCUCUCUCCACUGAGUUUAAUUUUGUAGUCUAUUUAAUUUGGAAGACAACUUUUUUUUUUUCCAGCAAGGACUGUUUGGAAUAUAACUUUUGUUCAGUUGGUUUGGGGGAUUUUUGUUUUAUCCACAGGGGCAAUGAGUUUUGUUUCAAAAACAUUUCAUGUCUUAAUCCUCACUUGCACAUCUUAUGAAAUAUAUCCUGUGAAAGAAGAAUCACAGAAGGGGUUCAACAAACCAAUAGGGCUUAGAAGCCCUUCUCAUGUUAGAGAAUUUGUGUCAUAAGUUGUUACCUGGAUCAUAUCAGAAACAGUUAUUUUUCUUUCAUGAAGAAGGAAAAGUAGGUGCCUCAUUUUCUAGUCCAUAUUUGUUAUGUUCCAGUAAAGAGUAAGUCCUUUGGAUAACAACUUCUGGCUGCCCAGUGUUUGGGGUUUAAUCCAGAGAGAAACCCACUGGUAGGACUUUCUCUUCCUUACAUUCUCUGCUAAUGGGUCCACACUGAUGGCAAAACUCCCACAAGAGAAUAGAUCAGCUCACUGACACAGUUUAUUUGGUUAAGGAACAUGGCCUUGAUCUUAAGAGAUGCUGAGAACCUGUAGCUAUGAUGGACCAAGCCCUACAGGCAGGGAACAGAGUCCAUCUGCCUUUCAAAGUGUUUAAGGAAAGAGUGUUUUGUGAAUUUGUAGCAUCAUAACCCCCUCCGUAACUGUUCCCCAGCUUCUGUCUGAACUCAUUUGCACCAAGAGUUGCACUAACAUCAUGUAGGCAGCCUCUGCUUCCUGCUCACACACGAUGGAUCUGCCUGUUCUUACUCUUAGCAAUCCCUCAUUCCAAGGUUAUAAAGCUGUCAAAGACACUAACCAUCAAAAAUAAUAAGCUGUCAUUUCUUUAAUUUAAAUAGUUAAUAUUUAUUUGGCCUGUUUAAAAAAGCAACUUUAGGUGGUCAUGUUUCAAAAGCAUAACCCCUUUGCUCAGUGUGACAAGCUGCACACUCAUAAUACACAUACAUAAAAGAGAAUAGUAUUAAAAUACAAUCUGUGAUUCCCUCAGCAUCUCCAUAUAUUCAUAGCUCUUCAACUGUAUCACAGCAUGUUUAUAUUAAAUUAUUUGCUGUGUCCUUUCCCAUAGCAGUUCUCUGAUGCAGUAAUGUACUGUGGUGACCUUUUAUUAUUUUUGCUGGGUUUAGAAACAUUAAGAGGUAUCUUAGCCCACUCUUGCAUUAGGAUACAAAUAUAAGUAUUUUUUCAGUGCCUGUGAUUUGCCUGUAAGUUAUUUUGCAGAAUGAAAAAUGUGCUUAUAACACAGAAAAAUAAUUAGAUUGAAUUUUUUUUCCCUCUAUGUUAGUGUUCGCUAUAGAGGUGGACACAUAUGGAGUCAAAAUAUGGCUGGUUACGUAUUCACUCAAAAGCAGGAAAAUACCAUGCUGGGUGACAGAAGUCAGUUUUUUAGGAACACUGGCCUGAGGACUGGGGUCCUCAGUGCUUUCCAGAGUCAAUGCCCACUGCAGAGUCUGGCAGCCUCUCUCCUUCUGUGUGUAGGACCGCUGCUUUCAGACAUGAUCAGAAGAGCAAUACAGAAGAGGAUCUCCUUUCAGACACCAUGUGGUGUAGGGGCUCAGUUGUUUUCUCCUCUUUCAUUUCCUAUUUAGCUAGAUUAAUGACCUGAGAACAAAGAGCAUGCCUGCAUAAUUGUUAUUAAUGCAGAAGGAUGUGUAAAAUUAUGAGGAAUUUGUUGUGUGUUGUUUCACGCCCCCACAUCCUCCCAAAAAUCUGCCAUCACAGUCGUUUGCAAAAGGCCUGCAAUCUGCCCUGCCUCAAAUCCCUUUGGUUUUCCUAUAGCUUUUGAAAAUUUAUUUUAAAAUCAUUGUCCAUGAGCUGCACAGCACACACGCACACUUUUUCUAUUUGCUUUUCCUAGAAAAUUAUGCUGACUUGCAAGAGGAACAGAUACAACCAGCAUUUCUGUUUCCCUAAAUAGUAUGAUUCUGUGAGAAGCAAUUGCACACCAUCAAUAGCUUGCUUCUCAAACAUCGUGGCUGGUUUCCUUAUGGUAUUUUAUUAAUUAAACCCUUACUCUCUGGGUCUAGCUCUGCUGCCCUGUGCAGGACUUGCCUGAGGCACAGAGUUGCCCUUUCACUCUGACAUAAAACUGAGGACCACAAUCAGCAGAGUUACACUUAUCCUCCUGACUGGACUCAUUCUCUACACACAACUAGUUUUUUCUGCAAUCCCGUGACCCUUUGCACUGGCCUAUCCUGGAACUAUGACGUACUUCAAAGGCCACAGAGUCCAUCCCUUCCCCUGCCCAGCACCUCACCAGGUUAAAGCCUGCCUAACCAAGCCCUUGCAGGCAGCUCCAGGGUCCAAGGCUGCAGCCCUUCUGUGUCAUAUGCAAACAUGCAAGGUGGUUAAAUAAAAGCUGUUAAAUAAGACUUUAAAAGUGAACGUGGACGUCCUUCAGUUUACAUGAGCAGACAUCCCACCACCAUCCAUUUCUCAACACCAUUGAGCCUCUCCUAGCUGUAAUCUCUCACAUACAACUAUUCCAAAUCAGAGCUGGCAGGCAUUAUAUAUUUCUUUCAAACUAUAAAACAAUUACAGUCUCUCAGAAUCACCAACUCAAACACGCUGUGGGUCCCAGUCAAACGGCUCUGUGCCCAGCACAGCAAGGUAAGAGGGCAGAUGUCUUGGCUGGUUUACCUGUCUCUGGUAGCACCUUUCCCUUCACACAGAAACAAAAAACAAAACAAAACAAAACACACUUACAGACGUUUUAAGCCCACUGGCCUGGAUUCAGGAAGACUCCAUCCAGGUGAUCGUUCAGUCGCCUGCUUCAGAUGUGCAAAGAUUCUUCUGAAUCAGGGCCAGCAUUGGAAAAUUGCCACUUUAUUGACUACUUCAGUUGGGUACGGCUACAAGAGAGUUUAAAGAGAGUGGUGUGGAAUCACAAGGUGUCACAGCUGAAUCAGGAACAGGACAGAUGGGCUGUCAUGCUUGGAAGGGCAGCUCAGCCUAUGGAUUGCUUUAAGAGCAAAUUCCCAAAUAUUACAAAGCUAUUUAGCAAAGCCCUUUUGUGAGCUACUGGUUUCCUCCAGUGCCUGGGGGAUUUGCAGCCUAUAUAUACAUUUGUAUAUAUAUGUGUGUGUCUAUAUACAUUUAUACACAUAUAUGUGCGUGCAUAUGUGUGUGUGUCCAAUUUGGGAAGAUGCAUUAAGAAAAUGUUUUAUUUCUUUAAAAUAAACCAGUGAUUCUACCAAGAACCAGUGCUCUUCCAGAUCAAGUCCCAUUCUUCAUGCUUUGAAAAGUAUCUAAUUUGAUUCCAACUUUUAAUUCCUUUCUUUUUCUUUUCUUUUUUUUUAUUUUUUUUAUUUUUUGCAAAGGAGGACUUCCCAUCUGCAUCAAGUCAUUGACCUUCCAAACAUUUUCUCAUUGUAAAAAAUAGAAUCAGAGUUGUCCCAUUCUUUUAGAGACACCAAUUUUUAAUCUCCUUUUCAUAUUAGAGAUGGUGAUGUUGAAAUACUGUUAGGUAUUACUUUAUGUUUCAAGGUGUCCUUUUAACUACUGUGGUUAAAUCAAAAUCUUUUUGAGUUCAGAUUUCAGCACAGUUGGGUUUUUUGGGUCAUUACUGGCCUUUGCUGUGAACACAAAGAAUCCUUUUCCUUUUCUUUGCCUUUUUUUAAGCUAUUCUGUUCUAUUAUUUUAAACCAUUUGAAAUGUUUAUUUAAUAUUUAUUCUACAGUUUAUAUUGAAAAUGUAAAGUUUAUAUUUAAAACAACACUUUGUUAGUGAAUGCUUCUCUUUGCCUCUCCAGCCUAGUCUGUUAGUCUCAGUGUACAUUUCUGGCAUGGGAAUAUUUUGAUAUUAGAAGUUUUGUAGCAUUUUUCCCCUCAAGCAGCCAAUGACAUAGAUCUAAGGUCACCACUUGAUACAGACCAACAGAUCACUCAAGCUUAGCUUUCUACAUUUGUUGGCUUUUAUUGCAGUCCCUUCUGUAUGCCAUUCAAGUUCGUUUAAUACAUAGACUGCUUUGUACAGUUACUAUACAUCAAAAAGCCCUUUCUACAGUAGGUGGGUUUGGUCUUUUUAUACUUUUCUCAAUGCUGUUGAUGUCCGUUACUGUUAACCGUGUAGAUCUGUAAGGAGAAAUCCAAAUAUUACGUGUUUCAGUUUGAUGUCCCUACUGUAGAUGGAUGUAGACUACCAUAGUAAGUAGAAUUGCAUAGUAAAUUCUGAGUGCUUUUUCCAUAAGGAGUUAAGUGGAAUGUGAGCAUUUUGCUAUCUUUGGUUAACUGUAAAUGCUUAACUGUAGUCUGAAAUAGUUGCAUUUUUGUCUGUCUCAAUAAAUUUUAAUUUGUCUGUGACUCCUUAUUGCCUGUCCUGAAUUUUAUUAAACUUUGGAGAUCAAAAAUACUGCAGUACCUUGAGUCAGCAGUUAAUCAUGCAUGGAAAUGUAUGGUCUUUUAUAUUUGGGUUAUACCUUAUACCUCUGUUCAAUGUCAGCUGUAAUAUGUGAAGCUAAUGUAAGGUCUCUAGAAAGCUGUAUUUCAAAAGCAGAAAUGAAACCAAACAGAAAGUAAUAACUGUGCCAAAAAUCAGAACUUUUAAAAUUACAUUAAAAUUGAUCUUUAAGGAA
Molecule: messenger RNA, 6231 nt
Organism: Tyto alba (common barn owl)
Lineage: Eukaryota; Metazoa; Chordata; Aves; Strigiformes; Tytonidae
Gene: SPOCK1
Product: SPARC (osteonectin), cwcv and kazal like domains proteoglycan 1
Exons: 12
Coding region: 195-1511 (438 amino acids)
Molecular function (GO): calcium ion binding; protein binding
Source: RefSeq, a predicted model, not a curated record